This is a messenger RNA of Trypanosoma rangeli, 2376 nucleotides long. RefSeq lists its product as uncharacterized. Bases 1 to 2376 code for a protein of 791 amino acids. The transcript has a single exon. The record is from RefSeq and is a predicted model, not a curated record. NCBI's taxonomy places the organism in Eukaryota, Euglenozoa, Kinetoplastea, Trypanosomatida, Trypanosomatidae.
AUGAGCACGUCGCUGGUGACACUUCCUAACGUCCUUUCCUCGGACUGCACGUACUAUGCCGGGGACCCGGAGCUGCUGAAGAGUGAGCGGUACGCGGAGCGAAUCUCAAAGCUGCUGCAGUCGGAGAAGGCGGACCUCCUUGCCGCCCGCGUCGCCAUUCACGCUCAGCUGCGCGACGCCUUCAGGGACGACAAUGUGCAGAAGAUGCUGCGGCCGUACCUUCGCCCGGACGAGAACUUUCAGACGUUGCUUGAUGACGCCAAGAGUCGCGCCAAGUUUUUUUCGCGGAAGCAGCAGGAGUUGCAGGCGGACGUUAUGUCCAGUGCAGAGCAGGUGGCGCUGCGGGAAGCUCAUCGCGAGUUGGCCGCGUGGGAGCGGGAGAACGCGGUGCUCUUGCGGCAUCAGAUGUUUAUGUCCUACACGCCCGCCACAACGCUGCUUCUGGAGAGCGCCGCCACGAUUGCCCUCUACCGCCAGUAUUCCGCCCUUGAGGAGGGGGAUUACACAAGCGAGAGCAGCAACGGGGAGGUGCCUGCGCAACUGGUGAAGAUGGGGGCCCGGCCACUCUUCACCGUCCAGGAGCCCAGUAAGGAGUUUGCGGUAGACGAGCAUACCAAGAUGUUCUCCCAGCAUGUCCUGCAGAACAAGCGGGUGGAAUACGAGGAGAAGCGAGCGUUGGUGUUGCAGCACCGGAAGCAGUUGGAGGAGUGCCCAUCGCUGCAGCGGCUGCAGAAGUUUAUCAACACACGCAACGAUAUUUUUCGCAAUUACGGUAUCGACCGGCUUGUCUCGCUCCGUGUGCGCCGGGACAAGGCGCUGGCUGAGCCGUACGAGGGCGGCGAGGAUGCGACGGUGGCGGGUUUAUUGCCCACGAACGAGAUCAUGCGCAGCCGCCGUGUGGCGCAGUACUCGCUGGCCAAGAUUGUGGAGCAGUGUCACAAGAACUACGUCAGCAUCCUCACCACGGAGGACUGGGAUGCCCUGCGGUCGAGCACAAGCUUCGACAACCGUGAGACGCUGCAGCGGCUGAGACCGUUGAAGGACCUGGAUACCUUCCGGUACUGGUUCCUGUCCAGCAUCACGGCGGAUGCUCCGCAGAUUGGGCCAAACAAGCUCGUAGGGAAGAACCCCACCCCCGUCGAGGAGUACAAGAAAUUCUGGCAGCCGCAAAAGCCAAACUACGUGCCCUCGCUGAACACGGCGCACAGGCAACAGUUCAAGGCUCUGGCAGCCCGCCGCGGGUUUCCCCACCUCGUCGUUCUCUCCCCUGUCACCUACUCCUACAUGCAAAAUAAUGAUCCCAACUCCAUUGUGAAGGGGGAAUUGGACCUGAUGGUCUACGAUCAAACCAACGAGAAGGUCUUGAUGAUGAUUGUUAAUUCCCAUGACGAGCGCCGCCCACGCGGGGCCUUUCUGCGCGGGCAGGAGGAACGCUACCGAUUUGCCGCUAUCAUUCGCGCCGCGAUUACAAACGAGAACCUGUUGUACGACUUUCAGUGUCAGGGGACGGUGGCGGAGUAUUUCUUUGACGCGGAGGCGGGAUCGGAGGAGAACUACUACUGUAUUAUGGCCCCCAUCAGGAUCUCACAGAAAGUGGGCGCCGUCGUCAAGGUGCCAGUGAUGGCCCUGCGCCCAUUUACCACAUGUCCACCGCGGUACUUUCUUCUUGGUUCGAACUGGGGCGUUAGCUCCAGCAAUGACAGGAACCCCUACGCCAUCUCCUACAUGCACGCUGAACUAAAUGAAGACGCCAUUGUCUUGCAGCAGAGUAUUGCAGAGGGAUUCGUGCAGAAAAAUGUAAUGCCACAACUUCUCACGCGCAAGGAGGGACUUGAGAUCAUGAAACAAGAAAAGGAGCAACGGGCACGCGAGCAACGCGAGUCCGUCUCUGCACGCUCAGGGGUCGUCUCAACUUCCGCACGUGGAACCCGCUCGUUGGGGCAAACCCCGCGUCACACCACCACCUACGCCAACGACGCCGCAUCCACGCUGGCGGAGGAAGAUGAGGAAGACGGGGGCAUUCUCCCCGAGGAGGAGGAUCCACUCGCUCCCGAACUCCCGGGAGACGCACUGCGGCCUGUGCGGGAAGCCUUACUCAACAGGCGCUUCUUGCUGCAGCCCGGGUAUAUCCAGCGACGCGCGAAGGAUCAGGUGAUCAAGCAGCUUCCGGCGGUGAAGGACGGUCAACUGCGGACCCCGCUUAUGGUGUUUCAAGAUCUCAUGAAAACAAAGCACGGGGAGGGGGAAACGUACUCUAGUCAACCGCCAAGUGCACGCAGCCGCUUGAACGCUAGUACCACCAACAAUACAAGCACCCAACUAAAGGGCAGUCCUAGACCAACCACGCGAGUCGCCGCCGGUGUCUCUUGGUUUUAA